Messenger RNA from Ustilaginoidea virens, 624 nucleotides. RefSeq lists its product as uncharacterized. NCBI's taxonomy places the organism in Eukaryota, Fungi, Ascomycota, Sordariomycetes, Hypocreales, Clavicipitaceae. The coding region runs from base 1 to 624 and encodes 207 amino acids. The transcript has a single exon. The record is from RefSeq and is a predicted model, not a curated record.
AUGCCAAAUACUCCGCCGCCAGCUCUCCUUCCGCCGCCAGAAGGUAUAUUUCGAUCAUUUGAUGAUCUUAUGGCAUCAGUACAACGUGUCGCAAAGGACCAGGGCUACGGAAUCGUCAAACUUCGUGCGUCAAAUUAUCGUGACGGAAAACCUACACGCUAUGAUCUGGUUUGCGAUCGAGGAGGCGUCAAAUACAACAGCACAGCGAAGAAGCGCAACCCGUCCACUCGCAAAAUCGACUGCCCUUUCCGCGCGAAAGCUGUAUGCGAGGUGCAGCUUGGAAAUCAGUGGAGGUUUGCUCUACAGGAACCUCGUCAUAACCAUGAACCUCGCGUGCCCUCUGGAACCCCCGGGCAAGAAAACGCACCCCUUGCCACGACCAUCCGAUCAUUUACAAACAAGCUGGAUCGGUUGAGUCAUGACAUGGCGCAAGGAUUUAUGCGUAUUGAGCAGCGGCUAGAUAAUAUCGAAAAACGUAUGGAAAAUGUGGAGGCUCGAGCUGGAGGCUACGAACCAAGAUUUCAAACAAUCGAAUCAAGGCUGCAGAAUAUGGAAGGACCACGUAUGGAUGGUAUCGGUAUGGAUGAUGUUGAGUCUCGCUUACUAGCCUCUACGGUCAUGUAG